Messenger RNA from Ictalurus punctatus (channel catfish), 3318 nucleotides. RefSeq lists its product as uncharacterized. The record is from RefSeq and is a predicted model, not a curated record. Bases 548 to 1408 code for a protein of 286 amino acids. The transcript is spliced from 7 exons. Gene Ontology annotation, biological process: cell surface receptor signaling pathway; negative regulation of T cell proliferation; positive regulation of T cell proliferation. NCBI's taxonomy places the organism in Eukaryota, Metazoa, Chordata, Actinopteri, Siluriformes, Ictaluridae. Gene Ontology annotation, cellular component: external side of plasma membrane.
ACUGGAAACUGAUCAGUUUAAAGAAAUCUGCACAUUGUGUAGUUGUAACACGCUGGCUGCGUCUGAAAUGGUGUACUACCUACUACACAGUAGGCGAACAGCAGUACACCAGAGGGGUAGUAGUUAUGUCCGAAUUCUCAGUAGGAGAGAAAUACCCGGAUGGUGUACUGCUUCCGGUGAGAUUUUGCAGCGUGCAACCGAUGGACACUACGCGAGUCAAAAAUCCCAUAAUGCAACAGGACUGGUGCGGACGAGCUCAGAAAAAAAUGGCGGAAGACAGCGCGUCGGCUCUUUUUAAGUAUUAAACCUUGGUUAAACAGGACUUGUUUAACAAUACCCGAAUAAAUUGUUAACUUGUUGAAGGUUUAAACAAGAAAACAGUUGUCACAGCGUUUGAAACCUUUUUUGUGAUGUCCAUCAUGCCUUAGCCGGCCAAGCUAACGGCAACGAAUUUACCUCAGUCUGUUAACCCCGCCCACUUUACAUUACUAAUUCAGUUCACUUUCCUGAUCUGCGUUUUGCCGUGUAGUAGGUUCAAGAUUUUGGAAUGAAAUGCUGUUCUCUCUCUGCUGAUAAUCCGACAAAAAUCACAGGACACACAGGUGGUUCAGUGCUGUUCCCCUGCUCCUGCUCUGACCUGCACACCAAACCUCAGAGAUUCACCUGGAGGAGCGACAGAACAGGACGUCUGAAAGAAAUGCUAAAUGAUGAACACUACCGUGGCAGACUUCAGCUGUUUAAUCACAUUUCUCCUGCUAAUCUGUCUCUGCUCAUAUCUGACCUGAGAGAAGAGGAUCAGGGAUUGUACAGCUGCAGAACUGAGAAGGAAUACAGAGACAUCUGGCUUAAUGUUAAAGGAAGAAGAGAAACUUCAACCCGCUCGAGAACAAACACAACACUUCCAUCAGAACCGCCUCAGAGUAAAACAACAAACUCUCCACCUGCAUCAUCCUCAACAACACUGGAACAAGAUAAACAGCAAACACACAGCAGCCUCCCUCCAGGAAGAAGAGAAACUUCAACACACUCGAGGAAAACAGACACAACACGUCCAUCAGAACCGCCUCAGAGUAAAACAACAAACUCUCCACCUGCAUCAUCCUCAACAACACUGGAACAAGAUAAACAGCAAACACACCGCAGCCUCCUUCUAGUUUUCGGCAUUCUGGCGGUUUUACUGCUGGUGAUACCCGGUGUAGUGGCAUUUAUUUGUUGGAGACGCAAAGGAGGAAGAUGUGGAGAGAAGGUGAUUACUGAAGGACGUCCGGACUGUAAGAGAAAGCGGAAGGAUCAGACUGAACCUGGUGUUACUUACUCUACUGUAACCCACAUGAACACAGCCGGAGCAGCACGGGUCCAGAUCAACGCUGGAGACAAAACUGAAUAUGCCAGCAUUCUAACAAUCUAAUCCACAGUAAAUAUCUAGAAUAAUACUGAAUACAUGCAGUAUAUUAAAUACACACCAUGUUAAGCAUGAUGAGCAUGUUACUGUGACUUUUUUUAUUUGACCAUAAAUAGCAGAUUUAAUCAUAUUUGUGUGCUGAUGGAUAAUCCUGCAAAUUAUAUUUUGAGUGUUUGUCAUUUAUUAUCAUUUAUUAUUUUGUAUCAUUUGUUUUUUUAUUUACAUUUAUGGCAUUUGGCAGACGCCCUUAUCCAGAGCGACUUACAUUUAUCUCAUUUAAACAGCUGAUCAAUUGGGGGUUAAGGGCCUCGCCAAAGAGUCCAACAAUGGUAGCUUGGCAGUGCUGCGGCUUGAACUCCUGACCUUCUGAUCAGCAACCCAGAGACUUUAACCACUGAGACACCUCUUAUAUGUUCUAGAAAUCUUUUGUCAUCACCCUGUUUUGUGUAAUACGACUGCUGUAGAAGUUCUUGUUUGUGACUGUCGUGGGAAAGUCUCUCUGGACUGAAUGUGUGUUUCUAAACUAGUUGUGGUGAAAUUGUUGUGAAAACAUUAUUGCAUGUUAAAGGGUGCAUGAUAGUGUGCUUGUUGAGUGUGGAGUAUCACACAGUAUUCUCUGUGCAUGGCACAACUUUCAUUAACUUUGAGAAAGAGGAAGUAGCCAUUUUCCCAUCAGUCUCCACUGCCCUGACCACAGUCUCGUGGUACCUCUGACACGCUGAGUGUCUCACAGUGGCUCUGAAGUAUCAUGAGAACGCUAGUUAUGAACACAACUGUGGUUUUAUAAACUGCUAAUACUUGUCAGAGGCGUGUGUAUGACCUUUCAACAAAGUCAUAAAGUGACAUGAUUGUAAUUUAGCAUCCUGCAUAAUAUCUUAAAGAGGGGCCUUAAAGGACUCUAGCACAUGUGAGGAGGGGAAUUGCUGUUACACCUGCUGUCGGUCCUUAAUAAUGUCUGUCCCUUGUCAGAGUGGCAGUGAACCAGCCUCAUGCUGAUGAAUUGUGCAGCUUGUUCCACUGUGAGACCAAGUGCUGGAAAUAGGCAUCGUGCAUGAACCGCUGACAUGAACCAAUCCUGUGGUUGCAUGGCAUAGAUUACAUCUGACACCCUUAGCAUUCAGUGUUUUAGUAUGUGAAAAUCUCACUUUGCUGGAACAUAGCAUCCUCUUUUCCAUAAAGAGAAGAAGAAAAGAAAACAUAUGUACUAUGGCUUAUAUACAGCAUGGUGCAGCUAUAGGGUUAAUUUAUUUAUUAAUUCAUGUUCAGUAACUGUUUUAUCCUGGUCAGCGUCGUCAUGGAUUCAGACUCUAUCCCAGCAACACUGGGCACAAGGUGGGAGAAUUCAGAUGGGACGCCAGUCCAUCUCAGAGCACCAUUCACACACAUUCACACCCAGGGGCAAUCUAACAUAGUAAACCUGCAUGUUUUUAGACAGUGGGAGGAAACCGCACACACAAACACAAGGAGGACAUGCAAACCUCUGCACAGACAUUAACAUGGUUUCAUUUAAGGAUCUAUAAGGAUCUUGUUGACUGCACAAUCAUGUCUACACUCUUUUAUUUUUUAAGUCUUCCAGGCAUCUCACCAGGUCUAAACAUUUAAGGUAUAAAUGUUUUUUUGUUUUCUUUACAUUAAGUUUCUCACUCUUCUUGGGUUUGCUUGUGCACACACUUCUUAAAUAAUAUAAUAUUCAUCAUUUGAAAAUAUAUUAAAGCUUUUACUUGAAACAUUUGUAAAAUUCGUGUAGCUUGUUUGUAGCUUAUAUAUUUUCCUACUAUUUGCAGUGAUAAAAAUAAAUAAAAAAUUAUAGUGGAGCAUGAUAUUUGAAAGUUUUAUUGUAGCACAAUCACAUCCCUAAUAUUUUCACAUAAAUAAAUACAUUUGAAGCACAGAAUUUUAUCAGAAUCAUAACGGAU